AUGGAGGGUCCCAGCAAAUUGCCUGAAAUGGCAGACGGACAUGGAGAGGUACCAUCGAGCGCAAGUUCGGCCGAGAAUAGCUCGGUGUCUGGCUAUGAAGUCUCGCAGCCAAAUCACGACACCAAGAGAAAUAAUCUGGCCGUGGAGCCCUUCCAACCCGUACUUGAGAUAUUGAAACAGCUUGAAGAAGAAGACACCGAGCUUGCAUUUCAGGCUGCACGCCUGGUGGGGUACUAUCGGUGUUUGUGGGAGUCUUGCGUUUCCAAACACACAGAUGGCAAGCAGCUUGAAGAAGCAAACGAAAAGCUACGGGCCGGAAAUAUUCAGCUAUGCAACGAAGGAAGCCACUUGAAGCUUCGCCAAGAUGAGCAGGUAGCUCGCUUGCAUUCCAUUGAAAAUGCAUUGGAUGAAGUUCGGGGAAACCUUAUUGGUGUACUCAAAGUUUGGAACGAUCGAUCGGCCGCUGACUUGGCCAUUUUGCCAGGAGAUGCGUUUCCCAGACAUUAG
This is a messenger RNA of Penicillium griseofulvum, 507 nucleotides long. RefSeq lists its product as uncharacterized. Bases 1 to 507 code for a protein of 168 amino acids. Lineage: Eukaryota; Fungi; Ascomycota; Eurotiomycetes; Eurotiales; Aspergillaceae. The record is from RefSeq and is a predicted model, not a curated record. The transcript is spliced from 2 exons.